This is a messenger RNA of Kwoniella shivajii, 429 nucleotides long. RefSeq lists its product as uncharacterized. Bases 1 to 429 code for a protein of 142 amino acids. The record is from RefSeq and is a predicted model, not a curated record. The transcript has 4 exons. Lineage: Eukaryota; Fungi; Basidiomycota; Tremellomycetes; Tremellales; Cryptococcaceae.
AUGCCAAAUUCAAUUAGCAAUAACAAUAACCAAAUCAAUUCAAUCUCAGAAGAAGAUAAAGCCAGACUGGAUUAUUUCGAUAAUCAACCUGAAAAAUCUGAAAAGGACGAUACCCCCACGCAUAUCUUAUUGGGGACACACGAUUUCAGUACACCUAAUGCUUUCGUAGCGGGAACUGCUCCUCCCCUUACAGCUAGACCAUACACGCUCUCGAAAGGAUACUCUCAUCUUGUCGAAUCACCCGAGCAGAAUAGAGAUGUCAUAGUUGAGAAGUUAAGUAAUUUACAAUCGACUCUCGCUCAACUUGGUUCCGACGAUCUUCGUCAAGCCAAAGCUGAUAUAGUCUAUCUUCGAUCUGUGUUGGAAGAUGAGGAUACCUCAAUUGCUCAAAUCAAGGCUGGUGCUGUGUGGGCUAGUAGAGAUGCCUGA